Ahaetulla prasina is the source of this 1847-nucleotide messenger RNA. RefSeq names its product MGAT4 family member C (gene MGAT4C). Gene Ontology annotation, molecular function: acetylglucosaminyltransferase activity. Gene Ontology annotation, biological process: protein N-linked glycosylation. The transcript has 7 exons. The coding region runs from base 329 to 1732 and encodes 467 amino acids. NCBI's taxonomy places the organism in Eukaryota, Metazoa, Chordata, Lepidosauria, Squamata, Colubridae. The record is from RefSeq and is a predicted model, not a curated record.
AAUUAUUUUGCUUUUGUGUGAGGCCCGAGAAUCACUUGUGUUGCCUGCCUGCACAAAGCCUCAUUCACAAAGCCUCAGUUGGAUGCAGCUGAACAAAUUGCUUUUUCUACUCCGGUGAUCCCAGAUUUUCAGUGUGAAUGGAUAUUUCCCCACUUCACAGCCCAAACAUCUGGAGAUGGAGAAGCCUCCCAGUAAGCUCCAUUUUCCUACAUCUCAAUCCAGAUCCAAAUAUGAGGAAACUUAAGGCAGCAUCCAUGGCUCUGUUUCAUCUUGAUGACAGGAGGUGCUGUAUCUCCAUGUGAGAUGUACAUUGAAGCUUUGGGACAAAAUGAGGUGCCUGCGCAAGCGAUCCGCUGUAUCCUUUCUAGGAGUCCUUGUCAUUUGCUUGUUGUUCUUGAACUUAUACAUUGAAGAUAGCUAUGUCUUGAAUGGAGAUAAGCAGUUAAUCAGAGAUACAGCAACACAUCAAUUAAAUUCCGAGCGGUAUGUUCACAGUUUUAAAGAUCUGUCCAACUUCUCAGGAUCAAUAAAUGUUUCCUAUCGCUAUCUGGCUGGCACACCUUUACUAAGAAAAAGAUAUCUUACCAUUGGACUAUCUUCAGUCAAACGGAAAAAAGGGAAUUAUUUGCUGGAGACAAUCAAAUCCAUAUUUGAACAGUCAAGUUAUGAAGAACUGAAAGAAAUUGCUGUGGUCGUACAUCUGGCAGAAUUUGACUCCACCUGGUGUGAUAGCAUGGUUCAAGAUAUUUCACAGAAAUUUGCCCAUCAUGUAAUUGCUGGCAGAUUAAUGGUAAUCCAUACACCAGAGGAAUAUUAUCCAGCUUUGGAUGGACUUAAGAGAAAUUACAAUGAUCCAGAAGACCGGGUGAAAUUUCGCUCCAAGCAAAAUGUAGAUUAUGCAUUCUUGCUUAACUUUUGCGCUAACCUUUCUGAUUAUUAUGUAAUGUUAGAGGAUGAUGUUAGAUGUGCAAAAAACUUCUUGACUGUUAUUAAGAAAGUCAUAACUUCACGAGAGGGAACCUACUGGGUAACUUUAGAAUUUUCCAAGUUGGGGUACAUUGGGAAAUUGUAUCAUUCCCAUGAUCUCCCUCGUCUGGCUCAUUUUUUAUUGAUGUUCUACCAGGAAAUGCCUUGUGAUUGGUUGCUGAUACAUUUCCGUGGGCUGUUGGCUCAAAAGGAUGUCAUACGUUUCAAACCAUCCCUUUUUCAGCACAUGGGAUAUUACUCAUCUUACAAAGGAGCUGAAAAUAAAUUAAAAGAUGAUGACUUUGAAGAGGAUUCAUUUGACCUUCCAGAUAACCCUCCUGCCAACUUGCAUACCAAUAUGAAUGUAUUUGAAAAUUAUGAGGCGAGCAAGGCAUAUAGUAGUGUGGAUGAAUAUUUCUGGGCAAAAGCACCCUCAACUGGAGAUUUUUAUGUUGUGGUCUUUGAUAGGCCUUUUAAAAUUAACAAAAUCAAAGUUGUCACUGGUACUGAAGAUAGACAAAAUGAUGUUUUGCAUCAUGGUGCUCUGGAAGUUGGAGAAAAAACUGUUGGGGGCAAAAAGGAAAGGCAAUGUACUACCUUCUUGAGACUAGGAGAAUUUAAAAAUGGAAAUUUGGAAAUCACAGAUGUGGAGCACAAAGUUCUUUUUGAUAUUAACUGCAUGAGAAUACUUGUUACCAAAAGCCAAAAAGAAUGGUUGAUCAUUAGAAGCAUUAGCAUAUGGAUUUCACAGCUACCAAGUCAAUAAGGAAAAUCAGCAGUGGAAGCAUAUACCCUUGCCUAAAUCCAAUGAAAUAGUGCCAUGAAAUGACUUUUUUCCCCCCAAUCUUUUUGCUACAGAUACUGGCAAUCUGGGAAAUCAC